AUGACUCUUAAUUCGUAUACCUCCGUCAAGAAAGCCAAUGUACAGAACAAAAUCUUGUUUGUGUGCCAUGACUCGUCUGUAGUAAAACUACUCCGCCCGCUUAUAGAGCACAACGACAUGCUGGCCCUCUAUCUCCUUCCUUUCAGCGCUGCUCCAGAUGCGUCUUACGGUUCCUACGACUAUGCACUAAUUGCACACGCACGGCCGCAGCUAGUGUAUGAUUUCGUCUCCAGGCAGAUCCCGCUAUGGUUUUCGGAUGUAGACAUGGUAUGGAACAAGAAUCCCUGGCCGUUCAUAUCAGACUUACAAGGUGAGGGACAUGAUAUAGUUGUGCUGAAAGACGGCCCAAAAUUUGUGCUGGAUUUUUUUUUGCGGUUGGCGGUACUACCUCCAACGGGACCGUUGCGCUGUUCAGGGAGUGGAAAGAAAGAAUCAAAGGGAAGCGACUGA
This is a messenger RNA of Sphaeroforma arctica JP610, 450 nucleotides long. RefSeq lists its product as hypothetical. The transcript has a single exon. Gene Ontology annotation, cellular component: Golgi apparatus. Lineage: Eukaryota; Ichthyosporea; Ichthyophonida. The record is from RefSeq and is a predicted model, not a curated record. The coding region runs from base 1 to 450 and encodes 149 amino acids. Gene Ontology annotation, molecular function: glycosyltransferase activity.